This is a messenger RNA of Schistocerca nitens (vagrant locust), 677 nucleotides long. Its product is annotated as cuticle protein 18.7-like. The transcript has 2 exons. The record is from RefSeq and is a predicted model, not a curated record. Lineage: Eukaryota; Metazoa; Arthropoda; Insecta; Orthoptera; Acrididae. The coding region runs from base 35 to 544 and encodes 169 amino acids.
CAUCGGUCGCGGCUCCGGAUACCUCACCCUCAUCAUGAAGGCCCUGGUUGUCCUGAGCGCGUUGCUGGCGGUGGCCGUGGCUAAGCCCGGCUUCCUUGCCGGAGGCAUCCCCGGCGCUUACGCCCCCGCCGCCUACGCCCCCGCGUACGCCGCUGUGCCGCCAGGCGGCCCCGCCAACAUCGUGAUCGGCCCCGGAGGAGUGCCAGUGGACACCCCUGCCGUGGCCGCCGCCAGGGGUGCCCACCUGGCCGCCGUUGCGCAGACGCAGGCCCGCGACGCCGCCGCCAACGCCGCCGACGCCGCCGCAGCCGCCGCCGGAGCCGCCGCCGGAGCCGCCUUCGGCUACGCCCCCGCUGUCGGCUACGCCGCUGCCGCCCCCGCCGUCGUUGCGCCGUCUCUGGGCUACGCGCGCUACGGCCCCGCCAACAUCGUCAUCGGGCCUGGAGGCGUACCACUGGACACCCCGGAGGUAGCCGCUGCGAAGGCAGCCAACGCUGCUGCCCACCUGGAAGCCAAGGCCCGUGCCGGCAUAUUCCAUGGCUAGAUCGACUGCAAUGAGAUCUGUGUAGAUAUCUCUAUUCUUCGGAUUCUCAGCGAAGGUCUGGGACGCCAUCGCACAUGAUGAACCCACUAACAUGUACAAAGUAAUUUAUAAAUAAAGGAAGUGCUGCUUUGUA